Neocloeon triangulifer is the source of this 3379-nucleotide messenger RNA. Its product is annotated as collagen alpha chain CG42342-like. The record is from RefSeq and is a predicted model, not a curated record. The transcript is spliced from 30 exons. NCBI's taxonomy places the organism in Eukaryota, Metazoa, Arthropoda, Insecta, Ephemeroptera, Baetidae. The coding region runs from base 122 to 2260 and encodes 712 amino acids.
AGUCGGUCCAGGCGGUCGAACGGCGGCGGCAGCUUCAGCGAGAGAUCACAAGUGUGUCCGAGUGAGCGCGCGCGCGGCGCUCGUCAGUGUCCGGUGAAUGGUCCCUAUGUGAGUGCGAGCCAUGGAGGAAAAACUGCAGCCCCCCAGGGGAAAAUUCCAACUUUUGUUAAACGUGCUUUUGGUGACGGCCGUCGCGCUGCUCGCGUGGCAGCGCCUCGUCGACCGGGAGGCCGUGGCCGCCGCCGACCGGCAGGUGGCCGCCCUCCGCGCACAGUUCUUCCGCUACCAGGCGGCCAACGACUUGCGGCUCGCCCGACUCGAGGCGGCCGAUGCCGAUGAAGACAACGACGACGAUCAAGACGAACAGGACGACGACGAGCCGCCUCCACCGCUGGAGGCCCUCCUGCCCCAGGUGGUGCUCAAGAGGACCGCCAGGGACACCUCCGAGUGCAUCUGUCCACCAGGUCCGCCUGGCCCACCUGGCAAGAGAGGCAAGCGCGGCAAGAAGGGUGACUCGGGCGAGAAGGGCACUCAGGGACCACCAGGAGCUGGCGGCAAGAAUGGAUUCCCGGGCGACAAAGGCGCUAGAGGGCCGAUGGGUCCCAUUGGUUUGGACGGACCAAAGGGAGAACCAGGCCGACCGGGCGACCGAGGACCCAAGGGAGAGGCCGGCGGCGCGGGUCUCGACUACGUGUCAAUUAUCAAAGGUGGUGUGAAGCGCUCAGUAACUACCCUACGUGGCGGCACCCUUGGAUACGCAGAAAUCGUCGCGGUUAAGGGAGAGCCUGGAGAACCAGGUCCACCGGGUGCACCGGGAGCUCAGGGUCGGGAGGGUCUUCCUGGACACGAUGGACGGCAAGGAGUGCCUGGUGAGCCAGGUCCAAAGGGCGAGAGAGGACCUUUGGGACCGAUUGGCCCGCCAGGUGUUGGCAUGCCUGGACCAGCAGGACCGAAGGGCGACAAAGGGUCUAGCGUGUACUGGAUUCCUUCACAGUGGACAGGUGAUCGUGGAGAUAAGGGAGAGAGAGGGUUGACAACCACCCUUGCCGGAGAGCAGUUCCCUACAGGCAUUAUUGAAGGUCCACCAGGACCACCGGGUCCUCCAGGUCCUUCCGGAGGUAAGGGCGAUAUUGGGCCUGCCGGACCUCCAGGGCCACCGGGCGAGAGGGGUGGAAAAGGAAAGAGAGGAAAACGAAAGGGUCGAUUUGGCGAUGACGAAGAUGUGCCCAUAAUGAUGGGACCUCCGGGUCCACCGGGUCCGAAAGGUGAGCAAGGAGAACUUGGGCCACGUGCGGAGAAGGGAGACAAAGGAGAUGCUGGUGCAUAUGGUGAAAAGGGUGACAUUGGCACGCGAGGUCCUCCUGGUUUGGACGGACUCAAUGGUGAAACCGGUCCGCAAGGGCCACCGGGACUUCCGGGUCAGGCCGGUCCGAAAGGUGACAAAGGGGAGUAUGGAGACAUUGGCCCACCUGGUCUCAUGGGCCCACCUGGCCUGCCUGGUCCACCUGGUUAUCCUGGUCAAAAGGGAGACAAGGGCGAGAAAGGCGAAUCGGGAUCAAGAGCAGGCUCACACUCAAUUAGUCCUAGAUCAAAAUACAAAAAGCUUAGAAGGCGCCAGGGUGAUGGACAACACGAGUAUAGCGCCACAGGAGAAUUUAUUCCUGGUCCUCCAGGCCCUCCUGGGCCACCUGGAGUCGGUGGUCUCCAAGGUCCUCCGGGAAUUAAAGGAGACAGAGGACAGGAUGGUGGAAAGGGUGAACCUGGUGAAAAGGGAAUUAGAGGAGACCCUGGUCCAAUGGGAUUACCAGGUCCAAUGGGACUGCGCGGCGAAUUGGGACGGGGUGAACCUGGCAAGGCAGGCCAGACGGGUCCACCUGGUCUUGAUGGCAUGAAGGGAGCUCAGGGUGAACCUGGCAGCAAAGGUGAAAGGGGUGAUCCUGGACUGCCUGGAACUGACGGCAUCCCAGGAACAGAGGGGCCCAAAGGAGAGAAGGGAACAAGAGGAGAAGCGGGUCCGCUGGGCAAACGCGGUCGGAAAGGAGACAAGGGAGACAAAGGAGAGCAGGGUGUUCCAGGGUUGGACGCACCCUGUCCCAUAGGGCCCGACGGAUUGCCCUUGCCAGGUUGUGGCUGGCGGCCGCCCACGAAGCCCCCGCCUGCGUUGACCUCCCUUGCCCCCCACCUGGUGCUGCACACCACCCCCGAACCAGACUAUGACGACGGCCAGGACGAAUACGACGACAAUUACAAUGAGCAGUAGACGCGUGUACAGUGUACCAUGCAAGACUAAUCAAUCGCACAAUUUUCACUUGCCCCUCAGCCGCCAAUGGCGCGUGAUAAGUUGCUGCGCGGGCCACGCUUGCAUUUCCAGCAGAACAGCCACCACCACCCCCUCCUCGAGGCCGUCGACCAGAGUUGAGGAGCAAUUUGAUGAAGCUGUGGACGAGCCAUCGACGGAGGUCGCAACACUCCGAUCACGAAUAUAAUUUCAUUUUGCAACUGCCAGUGCAGGAGUACUUACUGGCCUCGAACACGUACUAUUUAUAUUAUGGAAAAAUAAUAGAUAGCUCUGGACUCAAAGACAGUCUCGUCAUCCCAACACAUCUCACCCCUUUUUUAGUAAAACAGCAGAAGCGAUCCAAGUUUAUAUACAAGAGAGAGUGCGCGUUGUGCAGCAAGACUAAUUUACUUUUCUCGCGUGAGUGAUUUUUUUGUUCAUUCGAAUCGGACGCGAGUUUUGAGCAGUAGUUAUUAAUCAUGACCCAAGAAGAAGUCUCUCAUCGUGCAGGACUAAUGGUGCCAAAUAAAAUUUAACACUUUUUGUUUGUUCACAAGCUAUCAUCUUAUUGCAAAAUUUUUUAUAUAUUUGUCCAUUGUUGUAAAUGACGUUUUUAUUGUAAGAGAGAAUGAGUGAUAUAUUGAAUGGAAUUUGCAAACAAAUAACUUCUUUUAAAAAAAAAUCUACAGUUAAGAUUUACAAAAAUAUGCAGAGAAUAGCAUUUAUUGACAAUUCACCUCUUUUUUUCAUAAGAAAUACUUGUGUGAGAUGCAUUUUAUUUUGCAAAACAAAAUCGCUAAUUUUUCAUACUUAUAAUCUACCUCUGGAAGCAAAUUACAAUUUAAAAAAAUUAUAAAGUGUAUAUUACCUUGUGGUACUUUUAAAAAUAAGAUUUUUGCAAAACUAAUACAAUUUUGAACUUUUGAAAGUGGCUAGAAAAUCUCAUUUUGUAAAAUUGUUUAAAAAAACUUGAUUAGGAAUCAAAAUGUAUUACGCAUAAUAUUACUGUGUUCCACCAAGAAAUAUUUAUUGGACUGAUGAAAAUUGUAUAUUGCGCAGCGUUAUUAGCAGAUCAUUAAAAAAAAUCAACUUGAACAUGAG